This is a messenger RNA of Lactuca sativa (garden lettuce), 1899 nucleotides long. RefSeq names its product nucleotide pyrophosphatase/phosphodiesterase. Lineage: Eukaryota; Viridiplantae; Streptophyta; Magnoliopsida; Asterales; Asteraceae. The record is from RefSeq and is a predicted model, not a curated record. Gene Ontology annotation, molecular function: metal ion binding; acid phosphatase activity.
AUGCCAACAAUCAGUAAUCUCUUCACUGUGCUCUUCUUGUUGGUUUCAAAUGCUUUUGUUUAUGGAAUUUGUGAUGCUUCCUCUUACUCUAGUCUCGUAAGCAGUAGUCUCGAUCAUCAACUUCAUGCUCCCAAUCCCAUUACUGAACAACCACUCGCCAAGAUCGCCCUUCACAAAGCCAUUAUUGCUCUCCAUGCAUCAGCUUCUGUUCGUGUUAACCCUACCCUUCUUGGGGCUAAGGGAGAUGAUACUGAAUGGGUGAAUGUAGAACUGGAUUACCCUGAAGCAACUCAAGCUGACUGGGUUGGAGUUUUUUCUCCAGCAAAAUUCAACUCAUCAGAAUCAGAAUAUUGCUCCUCUGAAACUCCAUUCAUAUGUACAGCCCCAAUUAAGUAUAAGUUUGCAAACCACUCCACUUUCGAUUAUAUUCAAACAGGAAAAGCAUCACUAAGCUUCCAGAUUAUAAAUCAACGUGCAGAUUUCGCAUUUGCACUAUUUACAGGAGGAUUGGAAAAUCCAAAGUUGGUUGCUGUUUCGGAUCCCAUAUCAUUUGCAAACCCCAAGGCCCCUCUAUGGCCUCGUCUUGCCCAAGGAAAGACUUGGGAUGAGAUGACAGUAACUUGGACCAGUGGAUACAACAUUGAUGAAGCCACUCCAGUUGUAGAGUGGGGUUGGAAGGGUCAAAGUCAACUUUCUUCCGCAGGAACAUUGACCUUUACACGUGGCAGCAUGUGUGGUCCACCUGCACGUACAAUUGGAUGGCGUGCUCCUGGUUUUAUCCACACUAGUUCCUUAAAGGAAUUGUGGCCAAACACAAUAUACGAUUACAGAAUGGGGCAUAUGCUUUUAAACGGAUCGAUUAUUUGGAGUAAAACAUAUACAUUCAAAUCAUCUCCAUAUCCAGGACAAGAUUCAUUGCAACGUGUUAUUAUAUUUGGAGACAUGGGAAAGGCAGAACGUGAUGGAUCAAAUGAGUAUGCCACUUAUCAGCCAGGAUCACUUGUUACUACAGAUGAAUUAGUCAAUGACCUUGACAACUAUGAUAUAGUGUUCCAUAUAGGAGAUUUGUCAUACGCAAAUGGAUUUCUUUCACAAUGGGAUCAGUUCAUAGCACAAAUCGAACCCAUUUCAUCAAUAAAGCCAUACAUGAUUGCGAGUGGGAACCACGAACGUGAUUUUCCCAAUUCGGGAUCUUUCUAUGACACGCGUGAUUCAGGUGGGGAAUGUGGCGUGCCUGCCCAGACCAUGUACUAUGUUCCAGCAGAUAACAGAGCUAAAUUUUGGUACUCAACAGAUUAUGGGAUGUUUCACUUUUGUAUAGCGGAUUCAGAGCAUGAUUGGAGAGAGGGUUCAGAACAAUAUGCAUGGUUGGAGAAAUGUUUUGCAUCGGUUGACAGGCAAAAACAGCCAUGGCUGAUUUUUGCUGCUCAUCGUGUUCUUGGCUAUUCUUCCAACAACUGGUUAGCCAAUGCGGGUGCCUUUGAAGAGCCCAUGGGACGUGCAAACUUGCAGAAGUUGUGGCAGAAAUACAAGGUGGACAUUGCAUUAUAUGGACAUGUUCAUAAUUAUGAAAGAACUUGUCCUAUUUACCAGAAUCAAUGUGUAAACUUGGAAACGUCUCAUUAUUCUGGAACUGUGAGAGGAACAAUCCAUGUUGUUGUUGGUGGAGGAGGGGGGCAUUUGUCAGAUUUUACUGAGAUUAAUACGUAUUGGAGUUUGUAUAAAGAUCACGAUUGGGGAUUUGUGAAACUAACAGCGUUUAACCACUCUUCACUCCUAUUUGAAUAUAAGAAGAGUAGAGAUGGUUUGGUUUAUGAUAAUUUUACAAUCUCAAGGGAUUAUAGAGAUGUUUUGGCAUGUGUGCAUGAUGGAUGUGAAGCUACCACCUUGGCAAUUUAG